AUGGCCUCCCCAUUCAGAGACCCGUUGAAUAUUCCUCGUGCCGGCUCGCCCUCCUCCUUCGCUGCCCGCCAGUUUGGAACCUCGGUGCCUCGUGCGGACGCGACAGCCAGGCUCGCAUCGCCCGUUCCCUCACAGCAGUUCGGCACCCCCCAGGGACAGCCCAUCAAUGGAGUCUCCUCGAGAGCCAGCAUCUCGGGUGACGUGAACAGCCAGGCGCCCUUGCCCGGCGGCGUCGCCUCCAGCGUCCAGGGCCCCGGCGUGUCCGCCCUCGCUGCCGCCCUGUCAAACUCGAUCGGAGUCUCCCCUCCCAGGCACGGCACGCCCGCCGUCCGCACCUCCAGCCCGCCCCCGAGGCCUCUAUCGCCCGCCGCUGCCGGUGCCUUGCUCGGCAGCACACCUCAGACCAACUACGGUUCGUUCGACUCGAGCAAACGCAACCCCGCCACCGGCGCGUACGAGGACCCCGAGAUUGUCAAGAGGCAUCUGGUCCAACCCACGGAUGCCGGCUCCGAGGAAUCGAGCCUGCGAGAUGGUGUCAAGGGAAAGCAGUCGGCCGACCCCGCAGGAGCCGGCCUGGACGAGGAGGAAUUUUCCAGUCUCCGUCUGCAGGGCGGCGACGUCACAAGAGGCAUUUACAAAUGGUCUGAGGAGGCCGAGGCGAGAAACAAGAUGCAGCGCAGCAAGAGCUUCAGCGUCUCGCGGCCGAACCCUGAGAACGAGGUGCUCGAUAUCAACGCCAUCAAGGUUCCUGGUGGUUUCCGCCGCAACUACCUGAGGAGGUCGGCGCGAAGCCCUUCGGCAGAUCGAGGUCGUCUCGAGGCCGGCGAGGGCACCAAUGCUGCCCAGCCACGCAUGCUGACCUCGAGCUUCCUCGAGUUCCUGAGCAUGUACGGCCACUUUGCCGGUGAGGAGCUCGAGGAGGACGACGAGGCUCUGCAGCCAGGCGAGUACUUCUCGUCUGGCCCCGACGACGACUCCUACUACAGCGACGAGGGCAGCGACGAGGACAGGGAACCGAUGGAGGACAGUGCUCUUUUGACACCCUCGCGCCGCAAGAGGAGGAGAAAGCCUCGUGGCGGCAGUGGCACCAACAGCCCCAUGGGUGCUGCCAUGCUUCUGUUGAAGUCGUUCGUCGGCACGGGUGUCCUCUUCCUGCCGCGUGCCUACCUCAGCGGUGGCAUGUUGUUCAGUAACCUCAUCCUGCUCUUCGUUGCGGCCCUGAGUUACUACUGCUUCGUCCUCCUCGUCACGACCCGUCUCAAGGUCGAAGGCUCCUUCGGAGACAUCGGUGGUAUCCUCUACGGCAAGUGGAUGCGGGGCAUGAUUUUGAGUUCCAUCGUGCUGAGCCAGAUCGGCUUCAUCGCGGCGUACAUGGUGUUCACUUCGGAGAACCUGCAGGCGUUUGUGCUGGCUGUCACCGAUUGCAAGACGUACAUGGAUAUCAAGUGGUUCAUUCUGAUGCAACUGGCAGUGUUCCUGCCCUUCUCGCUGAUGCGCGACAUUGAGAAGCUUGGUGUCACGGCUCUCGUCGCUGACGCCUUCAUCCUCAUCGGCCUUGCCUACCUUUUCUACUACGAUAUCCUCACCCUGGCCACCAACGGCCUGGCGGACAUCAUCAUGUUCAACCAAGACAACUGGACCCUCUUCAUCGGCACCGCCAUCUUCACCUUUGAAGGCAUUGGCUUGAUCAUUCCGAUCCAGGAGUCCAUGAAGCACCCGACCAAGUUCCCCCGCGUCCUGUUCAUCGUCAUGAUCAUCAUUACCACCGUCUUCAUCGUCAUGGGCGCCUUCUCCUACGCCGCCUACGGCUCCAAGACGGAGACUGUCGUUCUGCUCAACCUUCCACAGGACAGCAAGCUCGUCAACGGUGUUCAGUUCCUGUACUCGGUCGCCAUCAUGCUGUCGACGCCGCUGCAAAUUUUCCCCGCCAUCAAGAUUACGGAGAACGGCCUCUUUACCAAGAGCGGCAAGUACAACCCCUACAUCAAGUGGCAGAAGAACUGCUACCGCUUCUUCUUUGUCUGCAUGUGCUCUGCCAUCGCCUGGGGUGGUGCCGCCAAUCUGGACAAGUUCGUCGCCCUCGUCGGCAAUUUCGCAUGCAUCCCCCUGGUCUUCAUUUACCCUCCCCUCCUCCACUACAAGGCCGUCGCGCGGAACAGGUACUGGAAAAUCGCCGACGCUAUUCUCUGCGUCUUUGGUUUCGUGGCCAUGUCCUACACUACUGUUCUGACCGUCAUGAACUGGGCUGCGGGGCCCUCCGGACCUCCUCUGCCGGGCUACUGUGACUCCAAGGGCAACUAA
Molecule: messenger RNA, 2301 nt
Organism: Verticillium alfalfae VaMs.102
Lineage: Eukaryota; Fungi; Ascomycota; Sordariomycetes; Glomerellales; Plectosphaerellaceae
Product: vacuolar amino acid transporter 3
Exons: 2
Coding region: 1-2301 (766 amino acids)
Biological process (GO): amino acid transmembrane transport
Molecular function (GO): amino acid transmembrane transporter activity
Source: RefSeq, a predicted model, not a curated record